Messenger RNA from Hordeum vulgare subsp. vulgare (domesticated barley), 1723 nucleotides. Its product is annotated as ATP phosphoribosyltransferase, chloroplastic-like. Gene Ontology annotation, molecular function: magnesium ion binding; ATP phosphoribosyltransferase activity. Gene Ontology annotation, biological process: L-histidine biosynthetic process. Bases 127 to 1344 code for a protein of 405 amino acids. The record is from RefSeq and is a predicted model, not a curated record. The transcript is spliced from 11 exons. Lineage: Eukaryota; Viridiplantae; Streptophyta; Magnoliopsida; Poales; Poaceae. Gene Ontology annotation, cellular component: cytoplasm.
ACCUACCCACUCCCUUCCCUCUCGCCGCCGCAGCCCGACGCUUCGCCGCAGCCAGAGGCCAUCCUCCACCCCCCGCUCCCCACUCCGGCCCAGAGCGCAGACCUCUAACCCGUGAGCGACACCGGAAUGUCGGCGAUGAUGGGGGCGCGGCUCGACCUGGCGCCCUUCCUCCUCUCCCCGUCGCCCUCGCCGCCCUCCUCCGCCCUCCGCCUCCGCCCCUCCACGCCCUCUUCGGCAGCGGCGAGGACCCGCUCGGUCGCCCCGAGGGCCGCCGCGGCGGCGACCGCCGUCUCCGCCAAGCCCGCGGCGGCCGCGCCGCUGUCCGCCGACCGCUCCGUCGUCCGCCUCGGCCUCCCCAGCAAGGGCCGCAUGGCCGAGCUAACCCUAAGCCUCCUCAAGAGUUGCCAGUUGUCGGUGAGGCAGCUCAACCCGCGGCAGUACACCGCCGACAUCCCGCAGGUUCCAAAUUUGGAGGUUUGGUUUCAGAGGCCCACGGAUAUUGUUCGUAAACUAUGUUCAGGGGAUCUUGAUCUUGGUAUUGUGGGUUAUGACAUAAUCAGUGAAUAUGCACAGGGCAAUGAUGAUCUUGUUAUUAUUCAUGAUGCUCUCGAUUUCGGACAUUGUCGCUUGUCCCUUGCGGUGCCGAAGGAAGGUAUUUUUGAUAGCAUCGAUACUCUAGAGGAUUUGUUAAAUAUGCCUCAGUGGACUGAAGAAAGACCAAUGCGGGUCGUUACAGGAUUUGGUUAUGUAGGUGCAAAGUUUUUGAAAGAAAAGGGUUUCAAGCAUGUUUCAUUUUUAGCUGGCGAUGGUGCUCUCGAGUCAUAUCCUGCUAUGGGUAUGGCUGACGCUAUUGUGGAUCUUGUGAGUAGUGGAACGACUUUGCGUGAGAAUAAUUUGAAGGAAAUUGAAGGUGGAGUAAUUUUGGAAAGCCAGGCAACACUUGUAGCAAGCAAGAAAUCUCUGAACAGACGUGAAGGUGUGUUAGAGAUUUCACAUGAGAUGCUUGAAAGAUUAGAGGCUCACCUCACAGCGUCUGGCAAGAUAAUGGUAACAGCAAAUAUGAGGGGCAAUAGUGCAGAAGAAGUGGCUGAGAGAGUUCUCAGCCAAACAUCAUUAUGUGGAUUACAGGGCCCAACUAUAAGUCCAGUGUAUUGCACGCUUGAUGGAAAUGUUGCCGUGGACUACUAUGCUAUUAAUGUAGUAGUUCCCCAAAAGUCGCUUUACAAGUCCAUUCAACAACUGAGAUCUAUUGGUGGUAGCGGAGUCUUGGUGUCGAAACUGACCUACAUAUUUGACGAGGAGACUCCUAGGUGGCGCAAACUUUUGUCGGAGCUGGGAAUGUGAGAUUUGCUGCAAGGUUGGCCAUGCUCUCUUCUAGAAUGGACCGUCUCUGUGAGCACCUGAAUUUAUGCUCGCUGUAGUGUGUACAUCAUAUAAUAGAAGCGUUCCGAGUUCGAAAAAGACGUAUGCAAAGUGAACUCCCAUGUGGACUGCCUGAGGAGAUUUCGAUAUCUACCGCCGGAUAUUGUGCUCAGCUAAUGUAUUCCCUGACAGGCAGACGGUUGGUUUAUCCCUUUUAUGCGCCACCAGUUGAUAGAGUUGGGGGUCCGGGAUGUUGGGUGUCUGUUGUUUGUGUGUGCCGGAUCUUGCACCUUUUGUUGGUGCGGCCCUGAAUAAUUGGGGCUACCUGAUAUGAUAAUAAUAAUGAAUCCCAUUGUGGUCU